UGAGUUAGCAGCUUGUCGGAAGAGGUGCGUUGAAUUAGAGCAACAGAUGAGGAAACUGGACGAGCAGUUGAAGCAGAGUGAGGAGGAGAAACGCCAGCUUCAAGCUGAUCUGGGAAGAUAUUUGUUCCUUGAAGAAAGAGAAAAGUGCAGUGGAAAGACUCCUUGUUAGCCCAGCUUCAGUCCAGGAUCUCGGUCAGUGAAAGUCGUUAAAAAUAAUAAUUACCAGUAGCAGCUUGAGAAAAAGAACUACUUUCCUUUGGGCAUUAAAAAAAACUGUCCGGGAAAUGUCAGGGCGAAUUUUUAAUAAGGCCUUGGUGAAGUUUCUGACGAUUUUUUACAAUGGGUAGGGCUGAGUGUUUUGAAAUAGCAGGGGGAGGCAAUGCCUGAUUAUUGUGCUCAACAAAAAGUUAAAAUAGCAGCUAGUACUUUCUCUACCAAGGCUGCAAAUAACAGGCAGUCAUCGCACAAUGGCCUAAGACAAUUUUUUCCAGGUCCGAUGAAAUCUCAACCAUCGUCAGACAUUAUGUGCGGCUUUUAAAUCAACAACUAUGAUCCUGCUGAAAAUGAGUUUAAUUUGUCUUGAACAAUUAAACAGAUCAAAACUCCUCACUUGCUACCUCUCUCUAACUACGAAUCAGAUAUGAAACUGAAAUGAAGGAAAUAAAUUUUGAGAUAAUGUCAUGUCAGACCACAUUUUUGAUUUAUUCAGGUAAAAUGAUGAUUUAGUCGGACAUCUGUCCUUUGAAGAAAAGUUAAUAGAUUUGUAGCCCCGAUCAUAGUAAUGGUUAAAUAUGGUUCAAGUAGCAGACGUGAUAUGAAGACAUGUUUAUGCGCUUGCUGAGGUCAGACUUCUUUAAGUUUCAGUGGGAAACAUAUUAGCCAUUUAUUUGUAGGCAGUAUAUCUCUGCAACUCAUUUAUGUUAAAUGUUUUGUAACAUUUUCUGACUUUUUCUUUCAGUAUCAGACCACAAUUCGGCGGACCACAGUUUAUCAGCGAGAAAAAAUCAAUUGUAUAAUGCUGAAAAACCACCUGACUCCAUGACUGCACAAGGUGGUUUGCUGGCAUACACACCUGACAACGAGCAGCAAAAAAAUGAUGCAACUAUGUUUCCAUCUUCAAGAAAUCCUGUCCAUUUGCAAGGCUGUAAAGAAAAUGAUCAAUCUUUAAGAGCAGAGGAAACAGAUCACUGUGAAAACCUAUCUUCAAUUUCAUCCAGUUACAGCUCAACCAUUUCUUCUGCUGCACAUACUACAGAAGCACUGUCUGACUGGUCUUCACAAGCCUCAGUCAAUUUAAUGGAUGGUUUACCAGUGUCAGCAUCAGUCAGUUGUCUUUCGUCUUCAAAUAAUGGCGCAUUCUCAAGCGACGUGGGUCAGUCGUUGGUUAGCGCCAAUGGAGUAUCAAACGGGGAAGAUGAUAGAGUGGAAGGAGCGUGUCCUACCAAUGGAGACGAAGAAGGGCUAAAAGGAUCUUUUGAUUUAUUUGAUAGAGACCAAGGAACAGUGCAGGUAGCUGUCACAGGUACUUUCUUCGAAGCAAAAACAAAUAGUUUAGAUAAUUCUGGUCAUGGUCUUGUCAGAACUCAAGGUGGUACAAAUGAAGGAAAUAUUUCUUACCCACAAGUUGUCGUUCCAGAUGUUGAGUUGACCGUUGGCAGACCUUCAGGUGGAACGGAUUGGGAGCGCCAAGGUGUUAGGCCAAAACAAUCGCAACAUUCAGAAGAGAGGCAGCUACCAAGAGAGUGCCUGGUCCAAUUUAGUGACAUUUUAGCAAAUGGUGUGUCAGAACAGUCGGCAGAGAACUCAGUGUUUGCAGAAACCUCCGUUGUUGAACCACUUCAUAGGGAGGAGGAUAAACAUAAACGGUUUGGAGGGAAAAGAGGAAGCAGCAAACAAAGAGCCAAAGAAAGGAGAGAAAAGGAAGAUAUGGAGAAGCAGAAAGCUGCAAGUUGGCCACAAACAGGGGGAACUACAUUCUCACAGCAGUUGCGUGAGCAUUAUAACAACCAAAGCUCAUCAUUAUCUUCAUCCAGAACCCAGAGUGAUAGAAUUGUGGAAGACAUUCCUUUGUUACGGCAAGGUGCCUCUCCAGAUGCAAGGGGGACAGUAAGGGCAAGAGACUGGGAGCGUGAAGGUGCGAAACUAAAGUAGGCCAGCAAGCAAGUUCGUUCCGAGGUGGUACAGAUACCAAAUGAUCCUCUUGUCCCACAGUUCGCUGAUUCUUCAACAGAGAGCUCAAAUGACCCAUUACUUUCUGAAGAACAACGCGUUCAAAGAACUGUAAGGGAAGGGGAGCAACGUGAACAGUUGGAAAGAAAAAUAAAAAACAACAAAGAAUGGCUGAUGAGAGAACAGAGAGCUAGAGAAAGAGGGGAGAGAAAAGUAAGGGGGAUGCAAGAAGCUGAAAAGAAGUCACAAGAAGAAACUGCGGCAUGCUCACAGCAUCAGCGUGAAUAUUAUUAUAGUCAAUGUUCAUUGACUUCAUCAAGAACCCAAGGCAUUGUGGGAAACAUUCCCUGGUCACAGCAAGAUACCUUUGUAGAUGGAGGAAGGCCAUCAACGGCAACUUAUCGAGAACAUGAUGGUUUAGCUGAUGAGUUUUUGUCAAGACACACCCAAGAUAAGGCUCUUUAUGACAGUCUAUAUCAGAGCACUAGCACAGAUGUGUCAUUGCUCAAUGGCAUUUCAGCACAGGGAACUUCCUAUACAGACGGUUAUGUAUCACAUUCCGACAGACGUAAUCCAUACUUUGGGGAUAACCAAGCUAAAUCUCAGACUGGUGGUGAGCAGAGUACCGGUCACAGAGCUCAAAACCCAACUUUGACUCUUAGAAAUGUAAACAGUGCUGCAGGCAAUGAGAAUGCAAGAGAUGAUCUAUGUGAAUAUAUGCUGAAUCAGUCUGUUUCUGUUUCCAGUCCGGGUUUUUCUUCUGUAACAGGAAUUCACUCUUCAGCAAGACGUCAGGGGGCAAUGCUCUGUGCCCCAUCUAAUGCAGCUAUGAUUGGUGGUGAAGUGUUGGCACAAGAAAAUGCACCUGUUUGUGAACCUGUUCGUGAACCACGUUCUGGUGGUGCAAACAACAUCAGAGGUGCUUCUGUUAAUGUUCAACAAGAAUGUCCAUUGCUUGAUUUGAUGAGAAAGCAAGUUUGUAAAGGCACGCCUUCCAUCUUUGAAUCUUUUAUACCUAAUCAGUUUGAUCGUUACUGUAAAUCCAUUAUAGAACAUGGAUUACACAUAGACUGAACGUAACUAUAAUAUCAAUUAUAAAAAAGAACAAAAAGUGUCAUUCAUGAUCAUCAGUUUUUCUAACUGGUGGUGUUUUUCUGAUGAGUUUAGCAUGAAAAGAUCAAGAGAAUAAAAAAAGAUAAAAAACCGCUAAUGGUUGUCCAUCGUAAGCCAAGAAAUAGCCCUCUAGCUCGUGUCAAAGAGUUCCAUUGCACAAAAUUAUCCAAAUCUAUCUCUUCAAUAUUUACUCAAUUUUGCGUGUACGUUAGACAACUACAGAACACAAAAAAGAGCCCAACAUUGUGUUUUACCCUGAUUCAUAUAAUUAUUUUCGUGUUUUCCAAAAUCGCGCAAGUCUACUUGCUUCCUGCGAGCGCUUUGAAGAAUGCAUAAGGGGCAUUUUUUAAAUGAAUGAGUGGUUAAAACUUUCUGGAAACUUCCAAGAAGUAGCAAAUUGGUUUGCUUCAAGUCCAGUCUUCAGUUCACGCACAAAUUGUACCCUUCACGUGGAAAUUCCAAGAUACCUCGAAAUUCUUGCUACAUAUUUUUGUGAAACUUCGUAGAAGGUAAGCACCCAGAGAUGUGGACAAGGGCUGAAAUUUGACUUAGAGAUAAAACAAUUGUGACGUCAUUGUCACGUGACAUUCAUCUCUAUCUCGAAAAUGUUAACAUCUUAAUAUGGUUCAAUCUAUGUGUAAUCCAUGUGUUAAGGUCUAUUUACUAUAAAGAUCAAGCUGUUUAGGUAUAAGAAGUUCAAAGAUGGAAGGUGUGCCUACAGAAAUUCAGGGUCGAGCCACCUUAAAGGUUAACAGUUACUUGGAUAUGUUUGUAAAGCAAAGUGAAGUGAAGCGAAGUAAAGUAAUCUAAUGUAAAGGAAAGCGAAGUAACUUAAAGUAAGUACUAGCUUUUUCGUUUUUAAAUUGAAUAUAUGCUACACAAGAGGCUUGUUAGCAGCCAAGGAUGAAAAAAGUGGCCAUAAACAUUCUUCCUGCUGAAUCUGGUCUCUCCAACGACUUGAAAGGCAGUUAUUGGGCUCAUCAAUUGGCGAUGAAUUUAAUAUUGUACCGUUAAUAUUGGUACUUUAAAUAUGGUUUCCAAAUAUAAUUUUUGAAGCGAAGGAAAAAAUCAUGGAAUUUUAUUUCGAGUCAGGGAAAACUGGGGAUUGGGUGCAAUAGUUGAGUUUGAUCAUUCAAAGCAGAGCUUUGGCGGUAGUUUCACUUGAUAAAUUUGUCAUAUUUUAGGAGUGGAUCACCUGGCUACUUGCUUUACUGGAAAAGAGCCUUAUUUAUUUAUUUAAUCGCUUUCACCAUGAUUACAAUGCUAAAAAAGACUAGGGAAAAAACAAUACAUUUGAACAAGACACAAAAACGAGCGACGAAGGUGCUGGACACACAAAAGAGCGAGGCUCCAAAUUAAGUGUGCCUUUAGUCUUUGUUUAUUAAUACAAUGUUUUUUUCACCUUUCUUGAAAGUGACAAGUCUGUUGUUAAACUCAUGAAAGACCUCCUUGAGAUCAAAGUGACCUUUAGUAGUCUUAUAAUUUCAAUUCUUCUUCUUUGCUUAUUAAAUUGUUAAAAGGCAGUGGCGGGUCUGACCCGGGUCCCCACCUGUUUUGGUGGCUAAACUAAAACCCCAGGGGCCGAGGCUUGGGCCCCCUUCUAUCUUAGGGUCUGGAUAAUCGGGCCCCUCACUAACUAAAAGAUCUUAAACCGCCCCUGAAUGCUUAGGUAAUCUUCUUUGUUGACUAUCGUUGUUGCUGUCUGCUUUUAAUAAAGGCACCCACCUUGAAUUGUGCGAUUUGUGGCCUGUGUAUUUAUGAACAGUUAGAGGGAACAUCUCACCAAUGUCAAACAGCUGAAUGCUGUAUUUGCCUGGGGGUAAGUUGGAAUUCUUUUUUGUCGUGCUUAACUUUCAUAGAACAGUCGACUGAGUGUUGUUUUCACCGCGGUAAUAGCGAGUGUGAUCUUUAGUGGCGCGUAAGUUCUCUGUAUCCCAUAAGCUUUCCAGUAACAUAAAAGGCGUAAUGUCACUAUGAUUGAGUGUUUCUUGAAUAUCUAACAGAAGUAAGUUUAUUAUACAGCUGCUUCUGCGAGGGGGCAAGUUGAAGUUAAUCCCAUGUUUUGACUGGCUAUCCGAGCCAAGUGAGCCUGUCUUGUGCGCUCGGGAUUUCCAGUGACACUGAUAAUGAUAAUGAUAGUAAUAAUAAUAAUGAUAAUGAAUGAUAGUAAUAAUAAUGAUAAUGAAUGAUAGUAAUAAUAAUAAUGAUAAUGAAUGAUAGUAAUAAUAAUAAUUCCUUUAUUUACCCUCGGCAGUAUUAAAGCGUAAAGGCUGGUGGGGCCAAGCAAAUGGCUGAAACUAAUAUUUAAAUCAAACAUAACAGGGUUUAUAAGAAUCCCAAUUGUCACCUUCAGGGUUCGUACAGAGUCUUAAAUUCUUGAAAAAGUCUUGAAAUUUCCAAAGCAAUUUUCCAGACCUGGAAAAAGUCUAGAAAAUGGAGAUAAAGUGUGGAAAAAAGCUAUAACAAAUAUUUAGUAAGUGAAUUUAUUUUUCCACGGUCAAAUCUUAUUCAAUCUCGUCCGUAGCCAAGACAUUCAGUUACAGAAUGAAAAUUUUCAGAACUCUCUUAUGUCCAUUGCACCGUGGCUACUGCACUGUAGCGGUGCAUUAUGAGCAAAGCUUGGUUUCUGCGCUUUUCAAGGUCUCUGUUGGUCACCUAUUUCAUGACCUUGAGUAUGGAAAAAGUCUUGGAUUUUGGAUCCAAAAAUCUGUACGAACCCUGAAAGUAAGCGCCUCCGCCCUUUCUGGCGUUGGUUCCGCAAGAAAAAAGUUCUCGUGACCGUAUAAUAAAUCCUUUAUUAAACUACUUCAUUGACCAAGCUUGUUCGGUCAAGGUGACUGGAGAUUGGUCUUGUAUUUUUUUGUGUGUGUGUUUUUUAAUGGACCUCGAUUUCGUCUCGAUCCGAGAACACACAAAACAAUUCGGUCAAUGUUCAGCCAUCUUGACCUCACGCUUGGUCAGUGACGCAUAUCAACGGCAAUUUGCUAAGAGUGGCCUGAUCUUUCUAAAUUUUACUAUACUCGUAUAUGGAAACUGUUAUAAAUAUUGUCUCUGACUUAGGAAAGCUUUAAACUUUCUGGUCAUCGUUUUCGAGUUUGACAUGUAACAAAUUAGUACUAAAAGUACAAGUUGUACGUUGUAACAGGAGCUCUCCUUGUAAGCCCAAAAGGGACUUUAAAAACUUAAUUUUAUUUAUUUGCUUAUAAUGACGUAGUAAGGAGGGGAUUGCGUGACCAUUGUAUCAGGAUGGUAAAGUUUACUUGACCGCUUAGGGUGAAGUCGAAGAAUUGCCAUCUGUGUCCCAUAACUGUAAAAGCAAAUAUAAGGAUAUGUGCAAUUUAGAAUUUUAUGGUUAGGGGAGGGGAAGGUCGGGAAUAUCUUCAGAGGGCACGCGAGAGGGGACGCGUCUUGCGUGGCUCGCUUCGCUCGACACUCGAAAUGGAUAGCUUGCUCUCAGGCUAAGAAUCUUAUGCCAGGUGAAAACGGACGCAACAACUCCCGACAAUGUUGGGAGUUGUUGGCCAAAAAUGUUGCGUCCGUUUGCAGGGGGCUAAAAGUUUGACCGGUUUCAAACUCUGCGAAACAACAUGUAACAGGAUGUGCAAACGGACGCAACAUGUAACUUCCAACAAUGUUGGAAGUUGUUGGCCGACAAUAUUGCGUCCUUUUGUACGGGGCUUUAUAGAGAAGAUAUCUGUUUACAAACAAACCUUUUUGUUAUUUAAAUGUGCCAAGCACUGAAACAAAAAAUUUUUUGUUUUAAGAGCCAAUAAUUCUCUGGUUGGCACAUUGAUAUCAAUCAGUAGGUGACGUCAGCCAUAUCUACGCUACACUGAUCCUGAAGAGACAUCUUUUUGGCUUGACCGUAAUCUCCUACUCAUUUGUUUCAUCAAUGCCUGGGUUGCUUUACCUUACAACUUUACGUCUUGCUCUUUCCUUAAAACUUUAAAAGUAAAGUUAAGGUUUUUUUUCCUAAGAAACAUUACUAUCUUAUCUAGAAAAUAAAAUUAACUUAUCCAGGACCCACUAUAAACUUAUUUGCACUGAAUGUCGUAUAAUAUGCUGUUUUUAUGACCACUUUGUUAUCAUUUCUUGUGGUGGUGUAGCAUUGUAUGAAGGUCUAUGGCCUACUGAUAUUGAGUCCAUUUUAGUUCUUAUAAUAAAUUUGUCCAUAAAUUGAUUGUAGUGUUAUUCUCAGUUGAUAGAUCCAUCGAUCAGAUGCGUCAUAUUGCCAUGUUGGCACAGGGUCCACAUCGAAUGUGCUAAUGAUUGGAUUCAGCGUGGCAAGUAAGUCUUCAAAUUCUCCUUACCGCAUUCUUAUCUGGUUUACAUCCAUCCACUCUUUUUUGCAUUAGGAAGUAUUCUUUUUAAUUGCCCGGCGGCCAUGUUAGUUAUAAGCAGUUAAAUCAUUUAAAGAAAGUGAGGGCAAUGAAAUAUUUGCGAUUUUUUAAAUUAUUAGUCGUGGUCUUGCCUCUUUAGUCAAAGCAUGAUCGACCAUAGACCACUGACUUUUCAUGUUUAUUUUCCAAGCAUAGUUUGAUGAUUUUCAAGCGGCCGGUUUGAUGGUCAAUAGACCACUUUCUCGUUUUCGAGAUGGUUUCAAUGUAAAAAUAAUGUAUAAUAACCUAGAUAAUGUACUACAAGGUGAAAAAUGUGCAUUAUUUUUAGUCUACUCAAGGCUCCGGGUUAUGCCUGAUCUGUGCAUUUAAAUUGACAGAGCCUUCCACCUUGUUUUUUGGAUCACUUACUAGAAAUAACAUUUGUGUAAGGUGCAAAUCCACUCGCAAACUGGUGUUAACGCUUUAUUUGGACGAAACAAACCAAUCCGUACAAACAAGGAUAUAUAUACUUCGGACGAGUCCAACCAAUCCGUACAAACAAGGAUAUAUAUAUUCGUUGUCAAGCGUUAAAACGUCCUUACUUCGGGUAAAUCGCUCCAACUGAUAUAUCGAGAAACUCCGUACAACAACCAAAAAAACUCAUCACGUGAUCUAAAAGGGCGGGAAACAAGAAAACAGGGAACCCAGCCGCAACAAUUUGCUUACAUAUCUGCAAGUGUAAGAUUUGUGACAGCACAGAAAGAUGUAGAGCGAUCGUGUGCACAUCUUGGAGGGUGUCAUUGGCCGCGACAGGUAACACUCACCGAGAUCACUAUAAUCCUUCAGAUGAUACGAAAGCCGAAUCCAAUUUUUUUAUAUUCAUUUAAAAUAACUCAAUAUACUUUUAAAACAGGCUAAAACAUGCUUACCUCGAGCGAUGUUAAGUUUUCGUCUACAUUUGCCUGUGUCUCGGCAGUGGAAGAUAUUCUUCACAACUAGCUACACAACAAAACACUUACUCAAGUUUUGUUUUUGGUGUUAUUCCUAUGUUUUUCAGAAACAAGUAAAAAAUAACGCGGAUAAGAGUGAACGACGUUUCGGUGUCAUCUUGACGCCAUUUUCAAGUUCAAAAUGAUUGCUGAUAAAGACGAUAACGGACCAAAAGUUUUUCUGGCUGAUGAUUAGCAUAUAUGAAAUCUGCAAAGUCACGCAAAACGUUUUGCUCGAAUUGAGUCCGAUUGGACAUUUAGAGAAGGUGAUAGUUCCCUAAUUAGCAACAUUUCGUGCCCUAAACAAUCGAACUUGUUAUUGAACUUCUUAAGGACAGAGAACUGUUUGUCAAGAUCUUUCGGGACAGUAGAGCGAUUAUCCUUAUAAUGUUUACCAAUGGAGGAAGAGAUAUUUUUGCGUUCAUACAUAACUUGCAUCAAACUAGUCACAUUGGAAUUGGUAAACUACACACUGUUGGUUUACAGUGGGCGGUUUUUUCUAAGUACAUGUACCUCCUGAAUCUUGUGGCUAACGAAAACUGAUUGAACGACUGUGUGAAUCUUCUGGCUUAGUUCUCUACUCUUUUUACGAACUAAAUCUGCUGAAGCUUGGUCUUUAAACAGCAGGACUCACUACACGAACUGGAGGGCUCUCUGCGGGGGCAGGUUUCGGUGGCUGGUCUUUUGCCUUUGAAGCAACAAAAUCCCUGAUGGUACUAAUGAUAAGACGUUGCGGAUAUUUAAGCAGAACAAUCGGUCACAUUCAACAGAGAAAUACGACCAGCAAGACGAUAAGCGAUAUGCACGAUCAAGCAUGGUUUUCAACAGCCCACGUUUAUAGCGCAUAUCAACAUGGCUGUGGUUGUGGAGCAAAAGUCCCGUGUUGGUAGGUCUGACGUAAACUUUGGUCUCGAUUUGUGAUGCUCUGUUCAAACAAUACAUUCCGAGAAAAAGAAGCACGCCAUUGAUUUCCGUUUCCGUAGUGAAAUUAACUGAAGAGUGGCAGUUGUUCAGGACCUGAAGAAAAGAAGCCGCUGAUGUUGUGUCCAGCAUAUUGGUAAACGUAUCAUCAACGUAUCUCUUGUAGAAUUAAGGCACUUUGCCUUCACGCUCAAGAGUUUUUUCAAUGGAUCCCAUGAAAACAUUGGCGAGCAGUGGCCCAAGUGGUGAGCCCAUGGCGACUCCGUCGACCUAUUUGUACAGUUGCCCAUCGAACUUGGUCUUUGGUGGCUUUUUAGAAGAUCAACAAGGUCCACUUUGUUGAGGUUCAAGUGUUGUUGAUAAAGGCUUUGUCAGAUAGUAUCUGGAUGGUUUCAUCUACGGGCACGUUGGUAAGUAGUGAGGUAACAUCGUACGACACAAGAAUAUCACCGUUGUUGAUUUUCAGUUUGCGAAUUUCGUACGCAAACUCACAGGUGUCAGUUAUUGUGUACUGGUUGUUGGCGAACGGCUGUAAUUUCUCCUCUAACCAUUUCGCCAACCCAUAGUUGUACGUUUGUGUGGGAGAUGAGAUGGGGUCACGUACCAAAUGUUUUUUGUGGGUCUUGGGCAGCCGACCGGGAGCCUGUGAGGCGCACGGAAACAGCUAUAGGUUUGGGUAGAAUUCUGCGGACUAUAGAUUCCAGAUCUUCUCCUUCUGUAGGCGGAGUGGAUGGUAGUGUUUGGGUGGUGUACCCUCUAGCCUUCGGCCUCUCAGGAUCGCUCACUCUGAAUUUCGUUGUAUCGUUAAUGUAUGCCUCGCAUAACAAGCGUGGAUAUUCCGACUUAUCCAUUAUGACUACUCCUGACCUUUAGUCCGGUUUUGUGAUGACAAUAUCGUCACGUCGUUUUAACUUGUGGAUGGCUUUAAGGAGUGACUUCGCGGAUUCGGGUCCUCUCCGAUGGGUGUAGAUAAGUGCUACAGAUCGCAGGGUUGCUGCUGAAAACUCUUUAAGGUCAUAAGACAGAUUAGGCUCGAGCUUCCAAAAGGCUUUUUCAAAGCUUGUCUUCACUUCAUUGGAGAAUGUCCUAUGUUUUCAGGUCGUAGUUAGGCUAUUUCUUCUUUUCAAAACGUGUGAAAUUUUCCGAUAUCUUUUUGCACCUCAACCAAAACAGCUGAGCUAACGCAAACCCUGCCCCAGGGUUUCUUGGUUGUCUUUCCUUUUUUUGUUUGCUGGAUUACACAAAUUCCUUCCAAAUUUGGUCAAUGCUAGCUGGUUAUGAAGAAUUAACGGGAGAUUUGAACCAAUCAGAAACAAAAAAAUGUUUUGAAAGAAUAGUAAGAAUAGGUCUUAUGUAAGUGGCCGCAGGUCUUUAUUACGGACGCCAUACAGACCUCAUGAUUAACGCUGUUAUACGUUAAAAAUAAUCAAUCUUGUGUUUAAUUCCUUGCAGUGAUACUUGUCCGAUAUGUGGACAUUCUUUGUUCGACCAACCAGCCGAGGAGUAAGGACUUCAUCAUUAUGUAUUAUUAUUGUGUUAAUGGAUCGAUAUGCAUCAUUAUUCAUAUCAUACUCAGUCUCGUCUAAUAGUUGUUUUAUUAUUCAAUCAAAAUAUUUCCAAGCUCAGAAUAUGCCCACUUCUAUGCAUUUGCCUGCACUUCGGAUAUGAAGAAUGUUAUUGUAGCAUAUAUUCUUCAUAUAGCAGUCGUCAUCUGUCGAGUGAUAUUUUUGUCUAGUCUUCCCAAGUGUUUGAGGCAGUAGCUCAGCUAUUUCGCCCUCGCAUAACGUGUGAAUUCUUCCGCCAUUUUUCCAACUCUGCACUGCCAAAAACAGCUGAGCCACCACGCCGCUUCGUUGCGUGACAUCUGUGCGUCUUCUUUUCAGUCGAUAACAUUACGAUUGUACGAUUGACUUCAAUUGUAAAUUAACAACAAACACCUUCCAAAUUUGGUCAACGCUAACUGUUGAUGAAGAAUUAGGCCUGUCAGAAAUGGACAAAUAUUUUGAGUGAAUAAUUAUGUCUGUUGUUGUGCAUAAAUUAAUUUUUAAUUGGUGUCCGGCACCAAUUUGAGACUCAGUCUUUAAUUUUUUACCACUACAAAGAUACUAUUAAUAUUUUAUUGAUCAAAAAUCUUGACUGAAAUAUUAACUGAACUUUGUGUUGGUUUACUGCUGUUCAGUAGCCCACACGUGCUGCUGGGAGAACUCAAUUAAUUCGAGACUUACAAGCCCUUAGAGUGUUUUCUUUAACCUUCCAACAAGGUUUUUUUCUUGCCGGUAAACCAUCUGCCUCGUCCCCAUUCGCUCGCAGUUAGUUAAGGGAUGCAAGUUCUAAACUAGGUAUGUGGAAGGGGUACCAUUUAAUACAAGGUAUACGAAAG
This is a messenger RNA of Porites evermanni, 11891 nucleotides long. The record is from the annotation of a GenBank genome assembly. Lineage: Eukaryota; Metazoa; Cnidaria; Anthozoa; Scleractinia; Poritidae.